CGACAAGCAAACUUCCACCCUGUCACAGACAUGGCAUCAUUCUUAGGCGUUUACCGUUAACUCCGAUGAGUCCAUGAGCUGUCUCUGCCUCAAAAGCCGACGUCGCCCGCGAUGUUCAGGACAGCUUGAUGUUUAGAAAAGUGGCUGCAGUGAGAGCAACAACUUCCAGCUUCACCAGAUUCAUCACCACGAAAGCCACGGCCAAGAUGCCGCUCAUCAAUGCAGGAACGGGCAAGCCAAGAGUCAUCCUCGGGACCAUGACCUUCGGUCCCGACGAGGCCGCUGGAGCUCGUAUUACGUCUCUAGACACUUACAAGUCGUGCUUGGACCACUUCCAAUCCCGUGGAUACAAUGAGAUUGAUACCGCACGAGUCUACAUUGGCGGCAAGCAAGAAGCCUGGACUCGCGAUGCAGGCUGGAAAGAACGAGGGCUUACUCUCGCCACCAAGUGGUACCCUCAUGAAGCGGGUGCUCACAAGGCGGAGAUACUGGAGAAGCAAGUUAACAAGUCGUUGUCGGAGCUCGGCACAGACUGCGUAGACAUCUUCUACCUCCAUGCCGCAGACCGCAGCAUCCCGUUCACAGAGCCUCUGAAGAAGUUGAACGAGCUCCACAAGCAGGGGAAGUUUGUCAACCUUGGCUUGAGCAACUUCACAGCUGCUGAAGUGGCAGAGGUGGUCAUGCACUGCAAGUACAACAACUGGGUGCGACCUACAAUCUACCAAGGCAUGUACAAUGCAAUUCAGCGCAACAUUGAGCCGGAUCUCAUCCCGACACUCAAGCGAUACGGUCUGGAUCUCGUGGUCUACAACCCUCUCGCAGGCGGUCUCUUCAGCGGCAAGAUUAAGUCCACCGAUGUCCCAGCCGAAGGUCGAUUCAGCAAUACAGCAUCAGCAGUAGGAGCCAACUACCGGAACCGAUACUUCCGCGAUGACACAUUCGAAGCCCUGAAAAUAUGUGAAGAAGUGGUGCAGAAGCACAAUUUGACCCUGCUCGAGACGGCGUUUCGGUGGCUGGUGCAUCACUCUAAGCUGAACAUCAAGGAUGGCGGCAAUGAUGGCAUCAUUAUCGGGGUCUCAAGCCAGCAGCAGCUCGAAACCAACUUGAACGAUAUCGAGAAGGGACCUCUGCCGGAAGAAGUAUUGAAAGUGCUCGACCAGGCCUGGCUGAUCACCAAGCCAACAGCUGUGCCCUACUGGCACGGAAAGCUGGAAUAUACGUACGAUACCGUCGAUGCACUGUUCGGCCAAGGCAGUAAGAUAUAGAGGAGCUGAAGUUCCCGCACUCACGUGCAGCUAGAUAUUGAGCACGGCGCUCGUUACCAAAAUAGGCCGAAGAAAUCACAUGCCGAGAAUCCGUUCAGACACAAAUCACAUGUCAGCUUCGACUCUUCCAAAACAUCAUCCCAC
Messenger RNA from Cercospora beticola, 1409 nucleotides. Its product is annotated as aldo/keto reductase family protein. NCBI's taxonomy places the organism in Eukaryota, Fungi, Ascomycota, Dothideomycetes, Mycosphaerellales, Mycosphaerellaceae. Gene Ontology annotation, molecular function: oxidoreductase activity. The record is from RefSeq and is a predicted model, not a curated record.